This is a messenger RNA of Durusdinium trenchii, 2016 nucleotides long. NCBI's taxonomy places the organism in Eukaryota, Dinophyceae, Suessiales, Symbiodiniaceae. The record is from the annotation of a GenBank genome assembly.
AUGAGACACAAGUUGCAAGCUGCGCCAAACAAAAAAGAAUGCAAUCGGCUGGGGCAAUUGUAUGGGCUGCAGUUUUCUCCUUUUUGUCCAUUGUGGCACCCUGUUCUGGGUCCACAGCUAUGUCCCAUCCAGCAGACUAGUUUUGACUGGAUGCAUGUGCUUGUUGCUUCGGGCGGUGUUGCUCAGUAUGAGCUGAAUGAGUUCCUCAAAUCUUUGCAGAGCACUGGAAUUUCCCUCCAAGUGCUCAAUGAUUUUGCCAGCCUUAUGGUUGUGCCAAAAUCUAGGCAGGCUUUGCCAAGAAACUUUUUUCUGGACCGGCUCAACAUGGAGGACAACAGCCCGAUGAAAACUUUUUCCUCCGAGGUUCUGACUGCUGUGCCAAUUGUGGUUUUGUUUUGCGAUACGGUUUUGCAACCCUGUAGCGUUCUGCCCGAUCACUGCCAAUCAAUGCGGCAUUUGGGAGAUAUUCUGGACAUUGUCACCCAGCAAGGAAAAGCUUUAUUGAUGCUUAACUUUUUGGAGGAAAGCAUUGACAAACAUGGAGUUCUCUUCAAGAAACUUUAUGCUGGAUGUUGCAAACUGAAAUUCCACUGGUUGUAUCAUAUUCCGGAGAAUUUCAGACAGUUCCAGGCCAAUAUGUCUUGCUUUGCACCAGAGCGCAAGCAUCGGGCUACUAAAACUGUGGCGGCCCAUGUUUUGAACGACCAUUUGUGCGAGCACACAGCUGACAGGAUGGGCCAAGAAAUCCUCGCAGAUUUCCAAGACACUGACACGAUCCUGUGCCCAAUACAUUUAUUGGGUGUCAAACGUGAAAUUCCUGAAGGGCCUCAACUAUUAGCUUUUUGGAGCUCCGACAUCAUGGUCGUGCACACUAGCAAAAAAAUGAUGAGCGAGACUGGGGUGAUCUCUUUGGGUGAUAUGCUACUUGACCUUGAGCAAGGGGAGUUGGUGGCUCCAAUUUUCUUCCUCGAGGUUACAUUAACUACAGGUGCCAAGAAAUUCUUGGCGCAAGUUUCCAUCUACCAAUGGAAAAAAGAGUGCCUGUUCGACCGAACAGACGCUGAAUAUUUGCUGGAAUGGCACUCAGGUUUGAAGCCUGUGAUCUACACCAAAAGAUCUUGCGGGUCUAUCCAGGUGUGCUUGGGGUCGGCCAUUGAACGACUGAAAAAGAACAAUGGAAACUUGGUGAAAGAUUGGAGCAAAGUUGAGGGUGAUCGACUGACUGCCUUCUACCAAGAGAACGCUCACCUUCGCGGGGAAGAUUUGCGCAAAAAGGUUGAAGAAGUGGUACAAGACUGGAAAGUCAGCGUUACCCGCUUCGAGUUCAGUGCUGAUGGUGAGUUCUUGGAUGAACACGACCUCCAGGAGAAGUACAAGAACAAACCUGAUGUCUUGGAGAACAUCCUUAAGAACGCCCGUCAGUACUACUGCCCAAUCAAGAGGGUCCAGUUGUACGCUGACCCUAAAUACACCAGCAAGGUUUCAGAUUCCAUGGAGCUGGGACAUUCCGAGAAAAGAAAGGGGCAGGCAGUUUUGGACGACAACACGGACAUGGGACCUACCAAGAGAAAGAAAGGCGAGAAGGAUAAAAACACAUCCCUGCCAGCAGGUGAAGAACCCAAGCUCAAGGCUGGGGCCAAGAAAAAGUUGACCAAGAAAAUGGACGCCACCAAUGCCAAGUGCCUUCAGCUCAGCAGCUUGCUGACCAAGUGUGGAUCAUUGGGGGAUAUGAUCCCAAAAUAUGUGGCGACAGCUGCUGAGAGUGUGACAGCUGCCGCUCAGAGUGCCAUCAGCAAAGCUCAGGCCUGCAUUGAUGCUGGGAAGGGGGACGCAAAUCCUCUCAUUGAGGAAUUGGAUGGCCAUAUUUCUUCGAUCAACGAAGCCUACUCCAGGUUGAGGAGCCAGGUUGAACUGGCUGAGAACUUCACAAGGCCUAGUUGCGAGAUGUUGCGAGGCUCGCCCGCACAUCCUUGCCUACAGACCUUUCGCUGUGGGAACGGAUGUGUCAAAUUUUGA